GCACGCCCAGCCGCCCAGACCUCUGGGGUGUUCCCCAAACACGGCCCUACCCCGCCACACACCCCGCCCCCGGCCUCCGCAGCUCGGCAUGGGCGCGGGGGCGCUCGCCCUGGGCGCCUCCGAGCCCUGCAACCUGUCAUCAGCUGCGCCUCUCCCCGACGGCGCGGCCACCCCUGCGAGACUGCUGGUGCCGGCGUCGCCGCCCGCCUCCUUGCUGACCCCGGCCAGCGAGGGCCCUACGCAGCUGUCGCAGCAGUGGACGGCCGGCAUGGGACUGCUGAUGGCGCUCAUCGUGCUGCUCAUCGUGGCGGGCAACGUGCUGGUGAUCGUGGCCAUCGCAAAGACGCCGCGGCUGCAGACGCUCACCAACCUCUUCAUCAUAUCCCUGGCCAGCGCCGACCUGGUCAUGGGGCUGCUGGUGGUGCCGUUCGGGGCUACCAUCGUGGUGUGGGGCCGGUGGGAGUACGGCUCCUUCUUCUGCGAGCUCUGGACCUCGGUGGACGUGCUGUGCGUGACGGCCAGCAUCGAGACCCUGUGUGUCAUCGCCCUGGACCGCUACCUCGCCAUCACUUCGCCCUUCCGCUACCAGAGCUUGCUAACCCGCACGCGGGCGCGGGCCCUCGUGUGCACCGUGUGGGCCAUCUCGGCUCUGGUGUCCUUCCUGCCCAUCCUCAUGCACUGGUGGCGGGCCGAGGGCGACGAGGCGCGCCGCUGCUACAACGACCCCAAGUGCUGCGAUUUCGUCACUAAUCGGGCCUACGCCAUCGCCUCGUCCGUCGUCUCCUUCUACGUGCCCUUGUGCAUCAUGGCUUUCGUGUACCUGCGAGUGUUCCGGGAAGCCCAGAAGCAGGUGAAGAAGAUCGACAGCUGCGAGCGCCGCUUCCUGGGCAGCCCCGCGCGCCCCGCCUCGCCCGCGCCCUCCCCGGGGCCCCCGCGGCCCGCCGCCCCGCUGGCCAACGGGCGCACCAGCAAGCGGCGGCCCUCGCGCCUCGUGGCCCUGCGCGAGCAGAAGGCGCUCAAGACGCUGGGCAUCAUCAUGGGCGUGUUCACGCUCUGCUGGCUGCCCUUCUUCCUGGCCAACGUGGUGAAGGCCUUCCACGGCGACCUGGUGCCGGACAGCCUCUUCGUCUUCUUCAACUGGCUGGGCUACGCCAACUCGGCCUUCAACCCCAUCAUCUACUGCCGCAGCCCCGACUUCCGCAAGGCCUUCCAGCGCCUGCUCUGCUGCGCGCGCCGCGCCGCCGCCGGGGGCCACGCGGCCACCGGCCGCCGGCUGCGCGCCUCGGGCUGCCUGGCGGUGGCCGGGCCGACGCCGUCCCCCGGGGCUGCCUCCGACGACGAGGACGACGACGUCGGGGCCGCGCCGCCCGUCCGCCUGCUGGAGCCUUGGGCCGGCUGCAACGGCGGGGCGGCGGCGGACAGCGACUCGAGCCUGGACGAGUCGAGCCGCCCGGGCUGCGCCUCGGAAUCCAAGGUGUAGGGCUGGAUGCCUCCUCCCCGGCUCCCUGCUGGGACGGGCUCUCCGCGCGCACCGGGGCUAGGAAAGUCGGGGCGCCUCCGAACGGCUUCCCAGGGGAAAGAGCUGUUUACUCAAGACCUACAGCAGGUGAACUCGAAGCCCACAAACCUCGUCUGAAUCAUCCAAGACAAACAGAAAAGCCGCGGCCCGCUGCACAGAAAGGAAAGUUUGAGGAGGGGUGGGAGAGUGGUUUGCUAAUUUUUCUUGGGUUCUUUUCCCUGUUUAUGUGUGCAUAUAAUGCAUCUUUGGAUUCCCCCCCAGGUGACACUUUUCUGCAGGGACAGGGUAGGGGAAGGGAGAAGCAUAAGGGCAUAAAAAGUCUAUCAACUUGGCUUCCAUCCCCUUCCUGGAGCAGGAGCAGCCAACCAGAGAGAGGGGGGAGGAAUGACAGUUAGGUCAUGUUUCUUUCUGCUUUUCAGAGAAAUUUCAGUUUAAUUCCUGAGUAAUGACUUCUGUUCUUAAAGCAAAGGGAAAGGGUGGAUGCAAAAAUCGCGUUUCAGAAAAGUGUAGGCUAUUCUUGCAACAAGCCUCACCUAGCUCUCCUCUCAGCAGGGCAAGCCUGCCGUGCCCAUGCGCCUAGGUGGUCAGGCCGAGGGUUUCUACCUCACAACUGUGCACAUUGCACAGCAAGCUAGAAAGACUUGUUUAUAUUAAACAGCUUAUUUAUGUAUCAAUGAGAGUUGGAAGGACCAGGCACUGAGCUUUUAUGACAUGUGACUCUGUCCAUUGAAGACAGAACAGAAAAAGAAAAAAAAAGAGGAAACAAUUCAGAUUACUGCACAUGUGGGUAAAAACAAACAAAAAAAGGAGUAGUUCAGAAUGCCAUUUGCACAGUGUUGGGAAUUGUAAAGUUCACAGAGGUGUUACUUGCACAAAAAGAAAUUAAAUAUUUUUUAAUGGGGAGGGAGGGAAGAUCUUAAAAACAAAUAAAAUUCAAACUCUACUUCUGUUGUCUAUUAUUUUAUUGAGCUAAUGAUAUAUUGGAGAAAUACCUUUUUAUACUCUUUUUUCAUGGUACUGUAACUGUAUCCAUAUUAUAAAUAUAAUUAUCUUGAGGAUUUAUUAUUAUUUUUUUAUGUCCAAGUGCCCACGUGAAUCUGCUGGUAAAAUCGAGCACUUGUGUAUAAAUUCUAUUUCCUCUGUGUUUUACCAAGUAUUUAUACUCUGGUGCAACUAACUACUGUGUGAGGAAUUGGUCCAUGUGCAAUAAAUACCAGUGA
Molossus molossus (Pallas's mastiff bat) is the source of this 2739-nucleotide messenger RNA. RefSeq names its product adrenoceptor beta 1 (gene ADRB1). Lineage: Eukaryota; Metazoa; Chordata; Mammalia; Chiroptera; Molossidae. The coding region runs from base 89 to 1480 and encodes 463 amino acids. Gene Ontology annotation, biological process: adenylate cyclase-activating adrenergic receptor signaling pathway; norepinephrine-epinephrine-mediated vasodilation involved in regulation of systemic arterial blood pressure; positive regulation of heart rate by epinephrine-norepinephrine. The transcript has a single exon. The record is from RefSeq and is a predicted model, not a curated record. Gene Ontology annotation, molecular function: beta1-adrenergic receptor activity. Gene Ontology annotation, cellular component: membrane.